This is a messenger RNA of Racocetra persica, 193 nucleotides long. The record is from the annotation of a GenBank genome assembly. Lineage: Eukaryota; Fungi; Glomeromycota; Glomeromycetes; Diversisporales; Gigasporaceae.
UCAAUUCCCAGUUAUCUAAAAAACCCCCGAAAAAUUUUAAAUGGCAAGCAAAAGAAAGAAUUAUGCCAGUUAGCUAAAAAUAAUCCCAAUUUUACUCAACAGGAAUUGGCAAAUAAAUUUGGUGGUAUUGGGUGGUCAACUGUUGCAGAAAUUCUUUCACAAACAUCAUAUUGGCUUGAAUUAAAUGAAGAAA